CUGUGCUCCUUCGAACCACAAACCAAAGUCCCCUCCACUUUCCAAGCCUCCACAAACCAAAGAGCUCUUCUAUAGAGCAGCAGCCACACCAUGGCACCGCGUUCUCUGGGAGUGCUCGCCGUCGCCCUCGCGCUCUUGCAGGCCGCCUCGGCGAAGUCCUGGCUUGGCGCCAAGUUCACCACGGACGGCACCGUCCGCGAGGGAUACGACAGUUCCGGCCAGCAGGUGGUGAUGCUCAGCCUCGACCAGCACUCCGGCGCCGCCGGCUUCAACUCCAAGGAGCAGUACCUCUACGGCGAGUUCAGCAUCGAGAUGAAGCUCAUCCGCGGGAACUCCGCCGGCACCGUCUCAUGCUUCUACCUUUCUUCCGGCGACGGCGACGGGCACGACGAGAUCGACAUGGAGUUCAUGGGCAACGCCACCGGUCAGCCGGUGGUGCUCAACACCAACGUGUGGGCCAACGGCGACGGCAAGAAGGAGCACCAGUUCGACCUGUGGUUCGACCCGGCCGCCGACUACCACACCUACACCAUCAUCUGGAACCCUACGAACAUCCUGUUCAAGGUGGACAACCUCUUCAUCCGGUCCUUCAAGCGCUACGCCGACCUGGCCUACCCGAGCUCCAAGCCCAUGACGCUGCACGCCACGCUGUGGGACGGCAGCUACUGGGCGACGGAGAAGGGCAAGAUGCCCAUCGACUGGUCCGGCGCGCCCUUCGUCGUCUCCUACCGCAGCUACGCCGCCAACGCCUGCGUCAGCGGCGGCGCGUGCCGUACCGGCAGGGACGGGUGGAUGCACAGGCAGCUCGACAACGCCGAGUGGGGCACCGUCAGGUGGGCGGAGAAGAACUUCAUGCGCUACAACUACUGCCAGGAUGGGUGGAGGUUCCCGCAAGGACUCCCCGCCGAGUGCAGCCGCCACUGAUGCUGAUGAACUGAUACGUUCUCCCCCGGUUCAUCCAGCUAUACUGCGCAUUGUUCAUUGUUUAUUGCAUUGGUUUCGUUUUCUUGGGUAUAUGAUUCUUAUUCUACUUUGUGAAUUUGUGAUUAAAAAGCAGCCCUGCAGAAACGUGUGGGCGGUUGUACACACCUAGUUUUUCCCUGAACAGCAGAGCAUGUAAUUUUUAUCGUGCUUUUGGAUAUAUAUACAGGCAUGCAGCAUGUAUUGUGAGAAUUAAUU
This is a messenger RNA of Sorghum bicolor (sorghum), 1179 nucleotides long. Its product is annotated as xyloglucan endotransglycosylase/hydrolase protein 8. The record is from RefSeq and is a predicted model, not a curated record. The coding region runs from base 91 to 924 and encodes 277 amino acids. Gene Ontology annotation, cellular component: cell wall; apoplast. Gene Ontology annotation, biological process: cell wall biogenesis; xyloglucan metabolic process. The transcript is spliced from 2 exons. NCBI's taxonomy places the organism in Eukaryota, Viridiplantae, Streptophyta, Magnoliopsida, Poales, Poaceae. Gene Ontology annotation, molecular function: hydrolase activity, hydrolyzing O-glycosyl compounds; xyloglucan:xyloglucosyl transferase activity.